AUGUCGAGCUUUGAGGGAAAAGUGAUUGCCAUCACAGGGGCGGGCUCCGGUCAGGGGCGGGUAUUUGCUCAGUUGCUAGCCAAGCGAGGAGCACUUGUCUCCUUGGCCGACGUGAAUGAAGAGGGACUCGCGGAGACCAUCAAAUCGCUGGAAAACUCGUCAUCGCACCUUACAACGACUGUCGAUGUGCGCAAGAGUGCUUCCGUUGACUCCUGGAUAGCCAAAACCAUGGACAAGUAUGGACGAUUGGACGGCGCCGCCAACUGGGCCGGUGUCAUUCGAGUUAAUCCGAUUGUGGAGAUGACUGAUGAAGACUGGAACUUUGUCAUGGACGUCAAUUCGACAGGCGUGUUCAACUGUAUUCGAGCUCAGCUUCGUGUCAUGAAAGAUGGAGCUUCCAUCGUGUCAGCGGCCAGCACUGAAGGACAAAUUGGGUGGCCAACAUUUACAGCCUAUUGCGCUAGCAAGCAUGCUGUCAUUGGACUGACCCGCAGCGCGGCCAAAGAACAUGUUGGAAUUCGGAUCAACUGCGUGGCUCCAGGUUGCACUGAUACCCCGAUGAUGGCGAAUGACACGGUGGAGAACUCGGACGAGAUUCGCGCUCAGAUUCAGAAACGCAAGGCGAAUCCACUGGAGAUCAUGAACGUGGCAGCCUUUCUGUUGUCGGACGAGGCGAGCUUUGUGACUGGAGCUGUAUAUAACGUGGAUGGAGGCUGGGUUUGUUAA
Messenger RNA from Exophiala mesophila, 726 nucleotides. RefSeq lists its product as uncharacterized. Gene Ontology annotation, molecular function: oxidoreductase activity. The record is from RefSeq and is a predicted model, not a curated record. The transcript is spliced from 4 exons. NCBI's taxonomy places the organism in Eukaryota, Fungi, Ascomycota, Eurotiomycetes, Chaetothyriales, Herpotrichiellaceae. The coding region runs from base 1 to 726 and encodes 241 amino acids.